Molecule: messenger RNA, 1507 nt
Organism: Camelina sativa (false flax)
Lineage: Eukaryota; Viridiplantae; Streptophyta; Magnoliopsida; Brassicales; Brassicaceae
Source: RefSeq, a predicted model, not a curated record
UCAAGUUUUGUGUAUCGCUUGGAAGAGAGGUCAAAGAAGAGAGAAAGCCAUGUCGCUGGUUCGUCUAAACAAGAAUGAGGUGGACAAAGAGAUGAUUGAUGGUGUUCUGUCAGAUGAUCCUUCAAUACAGUCUGAAUACGCUUCCAAGUUGAGAAAGUUUCUUGAACAUGAGAAAAACCCUCCAAUUGGUAAGAUAAUAGAGUCUGGAGUUGUGCCUCGUUUCGUUGAGUUUCUUAAGCAGGACGAUAACAUCGAGCUUCAGUUGGAUGCUGCUAACGUUCUAAGAGUCAUUUCUGAAGAUGAGAACGCCAACGUGCUAAUUGAUCACGGUGCUAUUCAAAUCUUUGUCCAUCUUCUUGCUAGUGAUCAUGCUGCUACUGAUAGUUUUCUUCUCCAUAUGGAGGCUACAUUGGCACUAGGUAAUGCUGCUCGUGCUUCAGUAGAAUCCCGUGACUAUGUUCUACGGUGUGGUGCAUUGAGUCCUCUCUUGGCUCAGCUGCAUGAGAAUACUGACAUUUGGAUGCUUAGAACCGCCUCUUAUGUUUUGUCAGACUUGUGCUUUGGCCAGCCUCCGCCUCCCUUUUGCCAGAUGGAACCUGCACUCUCUGCACUUCAGAGAGUUCUUCACAUAAAUGAUGAACAAUUCCUGACAGCUGCUUGUUGGACACUUUUUUUUCUAUCUCAUGGUCCAAAAGAAAAUAUCCAGAGUUUUAUCGAUGCUGGUCUUGUCCCAAGACUAGUUCAACUUCUCGGAUACGAUUCUCUAUCUGUGAUUGAUCGUGCAUUAAGUACCAUUAUUUAUCUAACUAAUGGAUUUAAUCAGCAGAAAAAAGUUGUGAUAGAGUGUGGUGUUUUACCUCUUCUUGCCAACCUGCUUACUCAAGACUAUGCUAUAAGUUGGAAUAACAUAAAGAGGGACGCUUGCUGGGCGAUUUCAAACAUCACUGCAGGCACUGAAGAACAAAUUCAGGCAGUUAUUGAUGCAAACCUGAUUCCAAAGUUGGUCAAUUUGGCUCAAAAUGCUGAAUUUGACAUAAAGGAAAAAGCUGUAAGGGCAGUUUCAAAUGCAGCCUUAGGUGGUUCUCAUGAUCAGAUCAGCUGCUUGUCUGAUGGUUCAAAAGAAAAUAUCCAGAGUUUUAUCGACGCUGGUCUUGUCCCAAGACUAGUUCAACUUCUCGGAUACGGUGCUCCAUGUAUGAUUGAUCCGGCAUUAGGUACCAUUAUGAAGCUAACUGACGGAGACAAUCAGCAGACCCAAUGUCCGAUCCAUUGGUGUGAUUCAGAUACUUGGUGGAGCAGGGUUUGCAUAAGACCUUUAUGUGAUCUCCUGGACGGAGAGGCAGAGAGGAACAUAGGAGACGUGAACUAUCACUCUGUGCUGAUUGAAGAUGAGAAAGGGCUAGAAAAGAUUCAGAACCUGCAACACCACGAAAGCAAUGAGAUUCAGAAUCUUGCACCUUUGAUGGAUGGUCAAAACUCCAAGAGUGAGUCAAAGUACUUGGUGUAA